Molecule: messenger RNA, 1487 nt
Organism: Amaranthus tricolor (Joseph's coat)
Lineage: Eukaryota; Viridiplantae; Streptophyta; Magnoliopsida; Caryophyllales; Amaranthaceae
Exons: 2
Coding region: 1-1305 (434 amino acids)
Source: RefSeq, a predicted model, not a curated record
AUGACUUCUGUACCAAGAAUGCUACGACAGUAUUUCAUUAGACCUCUAUAUCGCCACGUGUCUCUCUAUGCCUUGGAGCAGAUCCAGAAUGAGUUUAACCGCAUGUUAGAACUGGGUGAUUUUGCAUUGAACAAAUGCGGUUGUGUACUUCUAAAAACCCAUGGAUUGCCGUGUGCAUGUUAUUUACAAAUAAAAAUUGGAUCACAUGGUGCUUUGUACUUGGAUGACAUUCAUGAAUUCUGGAGUACUUUGAGGUACACAGAGGUAGGAGACGAACCCAAUGAAGAAGUACGAAACGCGAACGCCAAUGACAAAGAGUACUUUCAAUCUCUGGUCGAUGAAGUCCUUAAAUCUGAUCCCGCUUUUGUUCGCCGAAUGGCUGAGGUACUUGAAUAUGAAUUACACCCAGAUGGUGCGGAUAUACCUGAGCCUUACGCUAGUCCACCGAGAAAGGGAAGACCAAGCACUAGUAAAACCAUGAGAAGGAGAAAAAGUUCAUUUGAAUAUAGCCGAUCAUCUUCUCGUGGUCGAGGGUCUAGAUCUUCUUCCCGCGGGAGAUCAAGUGGCAGAUCUAGUGGCCGAGAGACGCAAUCUUCAGUAGGAAUUAAGUUCAGUUUCAACUUAUCCGAUGAUCCAGGAGGUCGUGAUUUCUCACAGUUUCCAUGGCCUGAUUACAUCCCAUUCAUGCUUCCUCCUUAUUUGUUCGACUGGAUUGAUGUGUUAGGUGAUGGUAACUGUGGAUUUAGAGCAAUUGCCGUCACAGAGCUGGGAGGCGAGGAAGCAUGGCCUAUUUUAAGACGUGCUAUGAGUAUGGAAAUGCAAAUGAACAGAGCGCAAUACCUAACUUUGUAUCUAUCUCAUGAGUCACUAGACGAGUCAAUAUUCAGAGUAGGUUCACACACCGAUGGACCUGCUCCUUUCAUGCACUGGUUCGAUGCACCGAUGGCUUUCUACUCUGCAGCAACGUUUCUUAACAUUGCCAUUGCUUUUUAUGGUUCUGCUAACGGUGAUUCAUUAAACAACUGUUUGAUUCUUCCUUUAAGAAAAUCACAGGCCGCGAGAAGUGUAAAUAAACUAAUACAUAUACUUUGGGUUAAUCGAAAUCAUUUUGUUCAACUUUUUAUGAACGACGAUUCAUCCCCUCUGCCGCCGAUCCACCCACGUUGGAAACAAGCAGCUGACAAUUUCGCGAAAGAUCUUGACACAAAUUUCACUACGAGGAUUAUGCUGUGGAAUAAUCUACGCGGGGCACCCCCACCAACAAAUAACACCGCUGACGAUGCUGUAAAUUUAGAUACUCCAUAGAAUUUAUACACGACAUUCAUUAAAAGUUGUAUAUAAUCCAUAAUUAUACUACAGUGUGUGCUGUUAACAAUUUAUUUAUUUCUUUGAUUAAUAGGAGGAAUUUAUAAUGCUGGUAGACAAAUAUACAUGUAUUUGUGUGAUGUGGGUUAGUGUGUAUAUUUAUGUAAAUUAAAUGCAAUCAU